Spodoptera frugiperda (fall armyworm) is the source of this 1169-nucleotide messenger RNA. Its product is annotated as nitric oxide synthase-interacting protein homolog. Gene Ontology annotation, molecular function: ubiquitin protein ligase activity. NCBI's taxonomy places the organism in Eukaryota, Metazoa, Arthropoda, Insecta, Lepidoptera, Noctuidae. The transcript has 2 exons. The coding region runs from base 120 to 989 and encodes 289 amino acids. The record is from RefSeq and is a predicted model, not a curated record. Gene Ontology annotation, cellular component: nucleus.
UUCUACUGUAUUCCUCUGUGUGCGUUGAACUGUUGUCAAUUUGAUUGUCAAACUUGUCAUUGUUGUCAAUCAAUUCAAGAUUGUGUUGUGGUAUUUGUGGUGUUUUUAAUUUACUAAUAAUGACGAGACACGCAAGAAACUGUACGGCUGGUGCUGUAUACACGUACCAUGAAAAGAAGAAAGACGCUGCAGCUUCUGGAUACGGUACACAAAGUGAGAGAUUGGGAAAAGAUUCUAUCAAGAAUUUUGAUUGCUGCAGCUUAACUCUACAGCCUUGUAGAAAUCCAGUGAUUACAAAAGAAGGAUACUUGUUUGACAAAGAAGCUAUUUUAAAGUACCUAGUGGCGAAAAAGAAUGAAUACUCACGCAAGUUGAGUAAGUACGAGAAACAGUUGAAGAAGGAGGAAGCUGAAAAGGCGGAGUUGGCGGCGGCUGAGAGAGAGUCCAAUUUGAUUAAGUUCAUGAACAGGGAGAAGAAUAUCUCGAGUAACCAACAGGCAGAAGCUUCGACUUCAUCGUCAUCGGUAUCAAAUCUCGCUAAUGGCCACGCAAAGAAAUUGCCCAGCUUCUGGCUGCCCUCUGAACUACCUGACGCAAAAAUUUCCAAAAUUGAAAAGCCUGACUCCACCGUCUAUUGCCCAAUAAGUGGGAAACCAUUAAAAAUGAAGGAUCUGAUUGAUGUGAAGUGGACAUUAGUCAAUGACCCAGAUGACAAAAAGUCUCUGAUUGCUAAGGAGAAUAGAUAUAUGUGUCCUGUCACUCAUGAUAUUCUCAGUAAUGCUGUCCCAUGUGCUGUUAUCAGAACAACUGGUGAUGUAGUCACAAUGGAGUGUGUUGAGAAGAUCAUCAAAAAGGAUUGGCUGCACCCACUCACUGGUGACAAGUUGAAGGAGAAAGACAUCAUCCCUCUUCAAAGAGGAGGCACAGGAUAUGCCCUCACUAAUCAAAAACUGGAGGGAAAGAAUGAGAGACCAGUUCUACAAGCUUAGGAUAAUUUAUUUUUAUUUUUACAACAUAAGUUACGUUAUAAAGUUUAUAAAAAAAUAUGUUCUUAUUUAUAACUCUAUCUUUGAACUAAAGGAUUGCAAUGUAUGUACAUAAUUAUGUAUCAUUACCUUGUAAAAAAAACAACCAUAUAUUGAAUAAAGCAAUGUUUGUUUGAAAUAUAA